Messenger RNA from Cricetulus griseus (Chinese hamster), 378 nucleotides. Lineage: Eukaryota; Metazoa; Chordata; Mammalia; Rodentia; Cricetidae. The record is from RefSeq and is a predicted model, not a curated record.
AUGGUUCACUUCACAGCUGACGAGAAGGCAGCUAUCACAAGCAUAUGGGAUAAAGUGGACUUGGAAAAAGUUGGAGGAGAAACUCUGGGAAGGCUCCUGAUUGUCUACCCAUGGACUCAGAGAUUCUUUGACAAAUUCGGAAACCUCUCUUCUGCCACUGCCAUCAUGGGCAACCCCAGAAUCAGAGCCCAUGGCAAGAAAGUGCUGACAUCCCUAGGCUUGGCGGUUCAGAACAUGGACAACCUCAAGGAGACUUUUGCUCAUCUGAGUGAGCUGCAUUGUGACAAGCUUCAUGUGGAUCCUGAGAACUUCAAGGUCAGUGUGGAACACACUCAUGUACUCAUUAUUAGUUUUACUGGGAACAUUCCUGGGAGUUGA